UGUUGCUGGGUUGAACAAUUUGGUCCGGGGUGUCUCGGAUAUUGUCGAAAUUGGGGAGAUGAUCAAAGGAAUUUGUUGGUGGUCAUUCUACGUGCUCUGAGAAUCAGUGGGUUAAUUGCAUACAGGGUUUACGUCUAGCAGACCACAUUAGCCCACUAGCAAUCUAUUCAGAAUGCCAGCGGCAGAAGACCACAGUCAGGUAAUCCGUGAGGUAUGGGCAAAUAACCUGGAAGAAGAAAUGGGACAAAUUCGUCUAAUUAUUCAGAAAUACAACUAUAUCGCCAUGGAUACAGAGUUUCCUGGUGUUGUGGUAAGACCUAUUGGAGAAUUUCGAAGCACUGUAGAUUACCAGUAUCAGCUCCUACGAUGUAAUGUGGACUUGUUGAAAAUCAUCCAGCUAGGCCUGACAUUCAUGAAUGAAAAACAUCAGUAUCCUCCUGGAAUCUCCACUUGGCAGUUCAACUUCAAAUUCAACCUCACGGAGGAUAUGUACUCUCAAGAAUCAAUAGAUCUGUUGAGGACUUCUGGGCUCCAAUUCAAAAAGCAUGAAGAAGAAGGGAUUGAAACCUCUUACUUCGCAGAGCUGCUCAUGACAUCUGGGGUUGUCCUUUGUGAUAAUGUUAAGUGGCUUUCCUUUCACAGUGGUUAUGACUUCGGCUACUUAAUUAAACUUCUAACCCACUCACGACUGCCUGAAGAAGAGCAAGAGUUCUUUGACAUCCUACAUUUGUUCUUUCCAGCAAUCUAUGAUGUGAAAUACCUGAUGAAAAGCUGCAAAAGCCUAAAGGGCGGUCUACAAGAAGUUGCUGAACAACUUGAGUUGGAGCGAAUUGGGAGACAGCAUCAGGCAGGCUCAGACUCACUUCUGACAGGCAUGGCUUUCUUCCGAAUGAGGGAGUUAUUUUUUGAAGACAACAUCGAUGAUACAAAGUACUGUGGACAUUUAUAUGGCCUUGGGUCGGGUUUUACAAACAACCAUAAUGGGACAGCGGGUAUAUCGGAAGAAGAAACCAACAUCAAACAACACUGACCUUAGCUGAGAUAUUUUACCAACUCUUUGUUUUUAACAGACAUUUUAAUACAGAAUGAAUGUUAUUCUCUUUGCACAAUUUUUGGAAAUAUUUUGCUGAAUAUUUUAAUAAGACUGGACAUUCAAAGUAUAAAACAUUUAUAAAUGCUAUCCUGCGGUCUUUUUUUAAAAAUAAAUUUAAGUCACAGAAGGGAAACAAAGGUUGAUGUUAAUCUGCCAAGAAUUAGUGGAGAUAUUUCAAUUUUUUGCUGAAAUGCUUAUCUUCUGCUUUACUUCUCUUACCAACUAAUUUUCAUGGUGUACUCUAGAGCCUUAACACCAUUAACAUUUGCAAAGAUGGGCAUUUAUGAGAAUUGUUUGCAUAUCCAUUCCUAAACGCAUUCGUUGUCUGAGUGGUAAACUGUUAUGGGUGUAAAAUGGCCUCAGCACCAGUAUUUUCAUUGGAUUAGUGUUUAUCUUGCAAUACAGUAUUCACAAAAUAAUUCACUGGCAUCGAGGGUGACAUUUAUAUGUCUUGAGAGAGAAACUGCAGACCAGUAGCAAUAUAGAAAUCUUAAAUUGUCAUUGUUCUAUUCAAUUGGUUUAGGCAGUAAAAUGCAGGAAAAUCAACUGUGAGUUUAAUGUGUUUUGGAUGGUUACUGGUCUUCAACACGAAUUGGGUUAUUUAAAAUUAAUUAUUCCUCUUCAUAUUUUUAUUAGAAACCUGUUAUAGAUGGUAAUACUGCUCAAAAGGAAAAAAGAUAAGAAUUUUUGUGUCAGCACUUUUUAACAAAACUGUAGUUCUUGUUUUCAUCAACAAAUACAAAUAACACUGCAAACAUGCAUUAUCAUUCAAGCAACACACAAAAGCUGUUUAUAUCCUAAAUCUGAAAGUGAUAAAUAGCACUAGUUUGAGCCCGAUCUUCCAUUAUGACAUGGAUUAGAUGGCAAGAUAUAUGAUCUGUUUUGUGUUAGAGUUAAUUGCUCCAUUAAUAUCACAAAUCAUAAAUUGAUCCAUCAUAAAUUUACUAAAUAUCACAGCUUGUCAAAGGUCAAAAUUUAAUAAUGUUAAUUUUACUGUGUGACAAAUAUAUUUGCAGAUUUUAAUAGUUGAGCGAAGUCUCUGAAGUAUUUUUAAUUAUAAAUGCUUAAUUUACUUCAGCUCAUAAAAUUAAUCUUGUAAAAUGUUAUUUUAAGACUCGGUGCUUGAUAUGAGAUUGGAGUCAAUUGGUUUUGUGAACCUUCCUCCACUGAUCUAUUUUGUAAGAAUUAACUAAUUUGUAAUUAUUUUAAUACUUCAAGCCAAGCUAUCCAUCUUUAAAAAAGAUCCAGAACCAAUGUAUUUUAAAUAAGUUUGUAAAUUAGAUAUUUGUUCUUUCAUGGACUUGAUGUGUAAACUUGAUACAGUGGCAUGCAGAAGUUUGGGUACCCCUGGUCAAAAUUUCUGUUACUGUGAAUAGCUAAUUGAGUAAAAGAUGACCUGAUUUCCGAAAGGCAUGAAGUUAAAGAUGACACAUUUCUUUAAUAUUUUAAGCAAGAUUACUUUUUUUUUCUCCAUCUUUUACAGUUUCAAAAUAACAAAAAAGGAAAAGGGCCCGAAGCAAAAGUUUGGGCACCCUGUACUUAGUAACACCCCCUUUGGCAAGUAUCACAGCUUGUAAACGCUUCCUGUAGCCAGCUAAGAGCCUUUCAACUCUUGUUUGGGGCUCUUCACCCAUUCUUCCUUGCAAAAGGCUUUUAGUUCUGUGAGAUUCUUGGGCUGUCGUGCAUGCACUGCUCUUUUGAGGUCUGUCCACAGAUUCUUGAUGAUGUUUAGGUCAGGGGACUGUGAGGGCCAUGGCAAAACUUCCAGCUUGCACCUCUUGAGGUAGUCCAUUGUGGAUUUUGAGGUGUGUUUAGGAUCAUUAUCCUGUUGAAGAAGCCAUCCUCUUUUCAUCUUCAGCUUUUUUACAGACAGUGUGAUGUUUGCUUCCAGAAUUUGCUGGUAUUUAAUUGAAUUCAUUCUUCUCUCUACCAGUGAAAUGUUCCCCAUGCCACUGGCUGUAACACAAGCCCAGAGCAUGAUCGAUUCACCCCCCAUGCUUAAUAGUUUGAGAGGUGUUCUUUUAAUGAAAUUCUGCACCCUUUUUUCUCCAAACAUACCUUUGUCAUUGCGUCCAAAAAGUUCUAUUUUAACUUCAUCAGUCCACAGGACUUGUUUCCAAAAUGCAUCAGGCUUGUUUAGAUGUUCCUUUGCAAACUUCUGACACUGAAGUUUGUGGUGAGGACGCAGGAAAGGUUUUCUUCUGACGACUUUUCCAUGAAGGUCAUACUUGUGUAGGCGUCACUGCACGGUAGAACAGUGCACCACCACUCCAGAGUCUGCUAAAUCUUCCUGAAGCUCCUUUGCAGUCAAACGGGGGUUUUAAUUUGCCUUUCUAGCAAUUCUACGAGCAGUUCACUCGGAAAGUUUUCUUGGUCUUCCAGACCUCAACUUGACCUCCACCGUUCUGUUCAAUGCCAUUUCUUAAUUACAUGACGAAUUGAGGAAACGGCUACCUGAAAACACUUUGCUAUCUUCUUAUAGCCUUCUCCUGCUUUGUGGGCACCAUUUAUUUUAAUUUUCAGAGUGCUAGGCAGCUGCUUAGAGGAGCCCAUGGCUGCUGUUCGUUAGGACAAGGUUUGAGGAGUCAGGGUAUUUAUAAAGCUUUGAAAUUUGCAUCACCUGGCCUUUCCUAACGAUGACUGUGAACAAGCCAUAGCCCUAACAAGCUAAUUAAGGUCUGAGACCUUGGUAAAAGUUAUCUGACAGCUCAAAUCUCUUGGGGUGCCCAAAUUUUUGCAUGGUGCUCCUUUCCUUUAUUUUCCACUUUAAAAUUGUACAAAACAGAAAUAAUACACUAAUCUUGCUUAAAAUUUUGAAAAGAAUGUUUCAUCUUUAACUUUAUGACUUUUGGAGAUCAGUUCAUCUUCUACUCACUUAACUAUUCACAGUAACAGAAAUUUUGACCGGGGUGCCCAAACUUUUUCAUGCCACUGUAUAUUAAUAAGAAAGAAUGGUAUAUUACAAAAAUGUUAAAAUACUUUUAAUUACAGUUAAUUUGUGAAUGUUAGUAUAUAAACUCAUUCUGGAGGCAAAAUAGAAACAGCUUAAAGUAUAUUAAUACUACUUAAAUUUUAUGUUGGAGUUAAAUUUUGCCAUUUAAUCAUGCCUUCAUUAUUUGUUUUUUCAAUAUACAACCCUUGGAUUACUGCAGUUCAUUGCUCCCGUCCAGGGCUAUGUCUGAUUUUUAUUUGCAGGAUCUGCUGUGGCUGAAGUCUGGGAGUGGAGGAUCAGCUGUGAUGGAGGCUCAAGGUUAGGAGAGAGUCAGGUUAUGUGUCCCAUUGCAGUGGAAUAGAACCUACAAUUUUCCACAGUAUUGCAAGUAGGCAGGUCGUUUAUCAGUUAUUCUUAGCAAUUCCGAGAUGUUUUGCUAGGGUUGGUUCUCUGUGAUCUAGGAAUACACAACAUGACAUGGAAGAUUGACUUAAAUGUCUUGAAGCACAUGCAUUAAAGUGAUUGUACCAUUUUGCUGCAACAGAAGGCAUCGUUUAAUGAUCAUGUUUGCACAAAAUUUAAUCACAUGAGGAAGGAAUCCACUUUCCUUGAGUGUCUAUAGUAAAUGAGAUCUUUUUUUUAAGGCUUUGAAAGGUGAUGUGGGAUCCCUUAAGUUUCUCUGAUUUCCUCCAUCGUUCCAGACACAUACGAUUAGGUUGUGGACAUGCCAGGUUGGCACCAAGAGUGUGGUAACACUUGUGGGCUGCCCAGUACAAUCCUCGCUGUUUUGAUCUGACACAAGUGAAGUUCAGUGUAUGUUUCCAUGUUAUUGAUGUUCAUGUGACAAAUA
Molecule: messenger RNA, 4875 nt
Organism: Mobula hypostoma (lesser devil ray)
Lineage: Eukaryota; Metazoa; Chordata; Chondrichthyes; Myliobatiformes; Myliobatidae
Product: CCR4-NOT transcription complex subunit 7-like
Exons: 7
Coding region: 173-1030 (285 amino acids)
Cellular component (GO): CCR4-NOT core complex; P-body; CCR4-NOT complex
Molecular function (GO): nucleic acid binding; poly(A)-specific ribonuclease activity
Source: RefSeq, a predicted model, not a curated record